CUACAAACGUGGCGGUCUAGCUAACGCAGGUCGACUACCUUCCCUGUCCCAUCCACUCCCAUCAUUACUGCCCUGACAAUUUUGGCCGUGGCUAUAUUCUUCGUGACUGCCCCGGAGCUCAGGUACUCUUCCAUACUGCCUCAUCUCCCUUGCUCUCUUCUCUCCAUCCGGCUUCCACAGCAGAAUAUCGAGUCAGUUCAUCUCGAGACCGACAUCAUGAUUCCUCAAUCGCUUCUCGCCGUCCUCUCUCUGCCCCUCCUCGCCUCUGCUCACUUCCAUAUGCUCUACCCUACUCCUCGCAGCGAUGUCGACGAUACAGAGGCUACAUUUCCUUGCGGUGGUUUCGCAGUCUCUACAAACCGUACCUUGGUCUCCAACUCCGCCUUUCCGGUGGCACUCGAGAUGGGACAUGACCGGACUGUUAUUCAAAUGCUUCUUGCAUUGGGCAGCAACCCUGGUGACAAUUUCAACAUUACUCUGGAACAAACCUUCCAGCAGCAAGGUGAAGGAGACUUCUGCUUGCCAACCGUCAAGCUGCCUAGCGGCUUGAACCUCACAGACGGCACAAACGGUACCUUACAAGUCGUCACUGAUGGUGAGGGCGGUGGUGGUCUCUAUAUCUGCGCCGAUCUCACUUUCACGUCCGCGCCAACCAUCCAGUCCCUCCCAAGCUCCUGCACGAACGGAACCGGCGUGACAGCCUCUCCUCUCUCCUCCAAUGUUAAUGCCAACGAGACCAACGCCGAUGGCUCACCUCAAAGCGGCUCUGGAUCUUCUGGCUCAUCUUCCGCAUCAGCGAGUGGAAGUCCCAGUGCCACAGCGAGUGGGGCAUCUAGUUCCGAGACUGGCAACCAUGCGGCUGUCUUUACUGCUGGAUGGGGUGUGCUAGGUGCUGCCGUGUUGGGUGCUAUCGCGUUGACGUAACGCAAUCAAGCAAGUAGCGAACGCAAUAUUCGACUAUUACGCAAGCAGCAUUGAAGAAUAUGUAGAAACAUCUCGAGAUCAAGCGAAGCCUCUACCACACUUCCAGCCCUUGCGGGCUUGAAGGUCCUGUACAAAAUUUCGCACCAUCAUGCCGAAACGGAACGAGUGACGAAGAAUUUCUCUUUUGAAUUUGUGGCUCAC
Exophiala xenobiotica is the source of this 1125-nucleotide messenger RNA. RefSeq lists its product as uncharacterized. The record is from RefSeq and is a predicted model, not a curated record. Lineage: Eukaryota; Fungi; Ascomycota; Eurotiomycetes; Chaetothyriales; Herpotrichiellaceae. The coding region runs from base 217 to 924 and encodes 235 amino acids. The transcript is spliced from 2 exons.